UCCGGUGCGCCGUUCCCGGUUCCGCCAUGGCACGGAGGAGGCGCGUCCCGCCGGGCCGGUGCCCUCCCGCAGUUAAAGCUGGAGGUAUGAGAGUGUCUAAAAAGCAAGAAAAUGGACGUGUUGAAAAAACCGCUAAACCUCCUGGAAAAGAAAAGUCAAGUGCUAUUGUCAGUCUUUCAAAACCUCAGAACAUGGGUGUCUUGGUAGCAGAAGCACUGAGCAAAAUGAGCCACAAAAUUCAUGCAGCAGCAUUACAAGUGGCUCACCAAAAGCCACAGCCUACCUUGGAGAAGUUCAUACUGCCUAAAAGAAUUUACAUUAUUCAACAGCCACGGAAAUGUUAAGAUACUCGUUAAAAUAUUCGUUUACUUCAAAGUGAGUUCCUAUUUUAUAUAGCACUUAGCACACCGUGCUGAAAUGCUCAAAAGCUGUGUGCCUUGUAUCUUGCUAUGUUUCUGUUACUUACAAUAAAACACUAGAAGAAUUACUAAA
Empidonax traillii (willow flycatcher) is the source of this 492-nucleotide messenger RNA. RefSeq names its product death associated protein like 1 (gene DAPL1). The record is from RefSeq and is a predicted model, not a curated record. NCBI's taxonomy places the organism in Eukaryota, Metazoa, Chordata, Aves, Passeriformes, Tyrannidae. The transcript has 4 exons. The coding region runs from base 27 to 344 and encodes 105 amino acids. Gene Ontology annotation, molecular function: death domain binding. Gene Ontology annotation, biological process: apoptotic signaling pathway; negative regulation of autophagy; cellular response to amino acid starvation.